GAAGUUGGGCUCCCGCCUGGAUGGGAGGCGGGAGGGAGUCCCGCUCCUGUUGUUUUCCGCGAGCGGGAGUGGGUGGCGGGCGCAGAGGGCGGGGUGCGCCCUCCUACCCCGGGCCGGGCGCUCCCGAGACAGCACCGCGCCGGCAGCCCCAGGCUAUUCCCACCGCCGGACAUCGGGCUCAGCUCAAGCAUCCUUCCCGGGGACUGCGGAGAGUGGGGCUCCUCUGUCGUUCCGAGGACCUGGGAGGAGCACUCAGUACCCCAGGGGCCGGGGCCCUGGGGGUGGGGACGCACACCCACCCAGCCGGAGCCUGCGAUUCCUGAGGAGUCCCUGCCCGAAUCUGGGGCGAGAUGGCCGCAGGCGUCCGGCCGUCCCAGCCGCAGGUCCUUGUCUGCCUCGGGGUGCUGCUGGCCCGCUGGGUCGCCGCAGGGUUGGAGGCUCUGGUCAUUGGAGAGGUUCACGAGAACAUUACUCUGCACUGUGGCAACGUCUCGGGACCAAGGGGCCCGGUAACCUGGUAUCGGAAUGACUCGGAGCCUGUCUUCCUCCUGUCCUCCAAUUCCAGCUUCCCGCCGGCUGAGCCACGCUUCUCUCUGGCAGAUGCCAGUUCGCUGCACAUCAGGGCGUUGAGGCUGCAGGAUGAGGGCAACUACACCUGCCAGGAGGUCCUGAACGAGACUCGGUGGUUCCGAGUGUGGCUGCAGAUGGCCGGGGGCCCCUAUGAGGUCGAGGUCAAUAUCUCCAGCACUGGCAAGCUCCCCAACGGCACCGUCUAUGCAGCCAAGGGCUCCCAGGUGGCCUUCAGCUGCAGCAGUAGCUCCUGGCCUCCACCAAUGGUUGAAUGGCAGUUCCGGGCCCCAGAUUCCAGAACUGAGCCCUUUGGAAAUAACCUGACUGUCAACUGCUUCACUCUGCUGCUCAUGUCACAAAACCUCCAAGGAAACUACACCUGUUUGGCCACGAACAUGCGCAGUGGGAGACAGCGAAAGGUGACCACCGAGCUCCUGGUCUACUUCCGCCCUCCAUCGGCCCCUCAGUGCCAGGCAGAGAUGUCACAGGAAUCACUCAUGCUGCAGCUCACCUGUCGCUGGGACGGGGGGUACCCAGACCCGGACUUCCUGUGGACCGAAGAACCAGGAGGUGUGGUCGUGGGGACGUCAAAGCUGGGAGUGGAGAUGCUGAACCAGUCUCAGCUGUCAGACAGCAAGAAGUUCAAGUGCGUUGGGAGCCACAUAGUGGGGCCGGAGUUGGGAGCCAGCUGCGUGGUACAGAUCAGAAGCCCCUCCCUUCUCUCCGAGCCCAUGAAGACUUGCUUCGUGGGGGGCAUUGUGACACUCACCUGCCAAGUGUCUAGAGCCUACCCGCCUGCCAAGAUCCUGUGGCUGAGGAACCUCACCCAGCCCGAGGCGGCCAUCCAGUCCAAUGACCGCUACCUCAUCACGCAGGACGGCCAGAGUUCCUCUCUCACCAUCCGCAACUGCUCCCAGGCACUGGAUGAGGGCUACUACGUCUGUCGGGCGGAGAACCCAGUGGGGGUGCGGGAGGUGGACAUCUGGCUGAGCGUGAAAGAACCUUUAAAUAUCGGGGGAAUUGUGGGAACCAUUGUGAGCCUCCUGCUGCUGGGACUGGCCAUUAUCUCAGGGCUUAUCUUGUAUUAUAGCCCUGUGUUCUGCUGGAAAGUAGGAAACACUUUCAGGGGACAAGACAUGGGUGAUGUCAUGGUUUUGGUGGAUUCAGAAGAAGAGGAAGAGGUAGAGGAGGAAGAUGGUGCUGAAGAAGAGGAAGAAGAAGAGGAAGAAACAAAUGAGAGGGAGGAGUCACCAGAAGAAAUCCGUAAGCAUGGCCACAUUCACAGAGUGACCGCACUGGUGAAUGGGAAUGUCGACUGGAUGGGCAACGGACUCCAGGCUCUGCAAGAUGACAGCAGUCAGGAGCGGAUUGACAUCAUUCAAGAAGAAGACAGACCAGUUUGAAGAAAGAACUAUCCUCCAUGAUCCCGUCUUAAAAGCUUGGAAGGCUGCGUUGAAGAUGAGCUUUUCAUUCUGCUUUGACUUGACUCGCACCCCUGUCUGAGGGUUGAAAGUGGUGUGGGGUGCUCAGCAAAAAAGAAACACACACACAGAUUUCCUUCCAUUUUUUUUUUCUUCUCCCUAAAUUGGUUUGAUUUGC
Lutra lutra (Eurasian river otter) is the source of this 2169-nucleotide messenger RNA. RefSeq names its product V-set and immunoglobulin domain containing 10 (gene VSIG10). NCBI's taxonomy places the organism in Eukaryota, Metazoa, Chordata, Mammalia, Carnivora, Mustelidae. Gene Ontology annotation, cellular component: cell-cell junction. The record is from RefSeq and is a predicted model, not a curated record. The transcript is spliced from 9 exons. Gene Ontology annotation, biological process: cell-cell adhesion. Bases 351 to 1973 code for a protein of 540 amino acids. Gene Ontology annotation, molecular function: cell adhesion molecule binding.